Messenger RNA from Nematolebias whitei (Rio pearlfish), 587 nucleotides. Its product is annotated as proepiregulin-like. The record is from RefSeq and is a predicted model, not a curated record. The coding region runs from base 85 to 549 and encodes 154 amino acids. NCBI's taxonomy places the organism in Eukaryota, Metazoa, Chordata, Actinopteri, Cyprinodontiformes, Rivulidae. The transcript is spliced from 5 exons. Gene Ontology annotation, biological process: positive regulation of mitotic nuclear division; positive regulation of cell population proliferation; epidermal growth factor receptor signaling pathway.
GGCACAGCACACACCUGUUAAUACUCACCUGGACGAGCUGAAAGUGUCUCCGUGGUUCGGACCGGCUCAUCCUGCAACUCUGAAAUGGGGAACAGUAAAACCUCGGCGCUCCUCUCUCUGAUCGGUGUUCUGCUGAUUUGUCCACAUGUUCUCACCAAGAGUAUUUCACCCACCCUGCAAACUGCAGAAAACUCUACUUUAACUCCAGGUGAGGGAGAAGAGCGUCCUCCUGUGGUGGAGCGGCACGUCAUGAGCUGCAGCAGCAGCUUCGACAACUUCUGUAUGAACAACGGGAAGUGCAUGCUGCUGGUGGACCUGGGUGAACACCACUGCAAGUGUGAGGAGGGCUUCCACGGCUCCAGGUGUGACAGCCCCGAGUUCGUUACUCAGCCACUCGAUAAAGAGCAGAUACUCAUCAUCAUUUUCUGUGUGAUCCUGCUGAUGAUAGGCCUGACCGGAGCGCUGUACUUCUGCUGCAAGUGGUACAAAAAGAACAAGUUCCCACGGCAGCAGAAGCAGACGGAUUACAAACGAGUCCAGAAGAUUUGAAUCCUAAUCUGCUGCUGGACUUCUCCUGGUUGUCUCGA